UAAAAAGGAUAUGGGAUGAUCUAAACGAUGAGAAAAAGUUUCUCCUCGAAGAUGAAUACACACAGAUGCAUGAAGAUUGGUUAUAUCUAUUAAAGGAUGAAUUGGUUAGUGAUUAUUAUCUAAACAUAAAAAGACAAAUUGCUUCUAUCGAAAGUAGAGGUAUCGAUGUACUUCCACAGAGAAAUCUUAGAUUCCGCUGUUUUAAGACACCUCCAUCUGAUAUCUCCGUGGUAAUUGUUGGUCAGGAUCCAUACCCAAAUGAUGCAGAUGGCCUGGCAUUCAGUUCUGAGACUAUCAAGCCGUCACUUAAUAAGAUAUUUAAUUUAUUGGAAUGGGAUAUAGAGGACAUGAAAUGGUCUAGACCUAAAAUAGGUUUCUUGGAAAAGUGGUCAAAAAAUGUAUUACUUUUAAACUCGAUCUUGACAGUGGAAAGAGGAAAAUCUGGUUCGCAUAAUAGAUUGGGAUGGCAGAAAUUUACUGAUAAGAUUAUUAAGUUAGUAGGUGAUAAACGGGAAGUCGUAACAAUCCUAUGGGGUAAAUAUGCAAAGGAAAAGGCCAGUUUGGUAAGGAACGGUCAUGUAAUCAAGUCUGGGCAUCCAUCGCCUCUGAAUAGGGAUAGGUCAUUUGACAAUUCGAGAUGUUUUUCAUUGGCAAAUGAAUAUUUAAAAAAAGUGAACAAGAAG
Racocetra persica is the source of this 683-nucleotide messenger RNA. NCBI's taxonomy places the organism in Eukaryota, Fungi, Glomeromycota, Glomeromycetes, Diversisporales, Gigasporaceae. The record is from the annotation of a GenBank genome assembly.